AUGUCAUUAUAUUGGUUUGAAACGAGAUUCGAUAGAGAAUUAGCACCAUACCCUUCACCAAAGUUAAGUCAAAAAUCGAAAACUGAGGGACCAACGGGGCAAAAACUUAUAUCACAAUCCGAAAUUGUCGACUAUAUCAUUGCGAAUAACAUUGAUACAGGGACUUUAGCGAAGAUAGAACGGUAUAUUUCCAUACCACUUAAAACACUUAUCACUCCGAGGUUGGGAACUCGUCGUAAGGCUUGUAAUAGUAUACCAAGGCCACAAAACAAUUUUGUCUUGUAUAGAAGGAAUUUACAUGCAAUUAUCUCCAGUGAACAAGGGAGUGCGACGGCGAAAAAUUUUAAAGUGGUAUCAAAUUUGGCAGCGAAGAAAUGGGCAGAUGAAUCGAAUGAAAUCAAACAAUUAUUUGAAAUCAUCGCCGAUUGUGCAAAGAAGGUACAUGAUUAUACUUACCCCGAAUACGUUUAUCAACCUAGAAUUAGCGGUAAAACCAGUAUGAAAUUCCGACCCAUGAUAAAUGGGGAACCCUUUGUUGAAGAAAAAAAAAAGGAAAAGAAGACGGUUGUUCCAUCACUUUUGCUUUCAACCUUUGCGAUAACCAAACCCGGUACGAGCAAUAGGAGGCAAAAUAACGAAAAAGAGAAGAAGGAAGAUUCAAAGAAUAAAAAACAAGUGAUAGAUUUGACCUUGCAAGAACGAGAGGCAGAGAAAGACAAAAACAAGAUAGAUUCGACUGUGAAAGAACGACAGAUGGAAAAGAUAGAAACUAGUUUGCCAAAACAAAUGAUAGAUUUGACCGUGUCAAAACAAGAAGUAGUUGAGAGCUCUCAAGAACAAACGAUGGAUACUACUGAAAAGGAUUCAAGUCCUCAAAAACAAAUGAUAGAUUUGACUGUGCCUGAACAAGAAGAGAUAGAUCUCGCUGACGGAUUCGAGACCACAAACGACUAA
Messenger RNA from Funneliformis mosseae, 954 nucleotides. NCBI's taxonomy places the organism in Eukaryota, Fungi, Glomeromycota, Glomeromycetes, Glomerales, Glomeraceae. The record is from the annotation of a GenBank genome assembly.